This is a messenger RNA of Scleropages formosus (Asian bonytongue), 3165 nucleotides long. RefSeq names its product ankyrin repeat and MYND domain containing 2a (gene ankmy2a). The transcript has 12 exons. The coding region runs from base 798 to 2072 and encodes 424 amino acids. Lineage: Eukaryota; Metazoa; Chordata; Actinopteri; Osteoglossiformes; Osteoglossidae. Gene Ontology annotation, molecular function: protein binding. The record is from RefSeq and is a predicted model, not a curated record.
CGCGAGGGGGAGGGGAGAUGGGGGUGUGCGGCGGACACUGACGCGCAGCUCGAGACGAGACCCGGGACUGUGUGGCGGAAACUGCGCAGCGCCAACGAAUAACAGGCAAACAGUGUUAUUAACCUCAGUUCAGUGCCCCCUAUUUAUUGUUUAUUUGUAUCGGUAACUGUGUUGUUUGAUGUACCAGCAGAUUUUCACUGUAUCGAUUCAGAAAAGUACCUAAAUCGGCAUGGGGUGAGAUAGAUGAGCUGGGAUUCGAACCCGACACGUCACGUGUGCUAAAAAAAAAAAGGAAAAAAAAAAAUCGCGAGCUGAUGUUUAUACUCCACAAGCAAAGUACCUAGUGUACUCAGAGGGGGUCACAUCCCACACCCUGGACACGUCACGAGGCCGUUCAUAAAGACGACGUACCGGAUGCAUACAUUAUUGAUAGAAACUUCAAAGGCGCCAGUAUGCCUGUUAAUUAAGCGCUCCGCACUGCUGCGGUAGGAGGAUCGCAGUGACGAUGCAACACCGACCCGUGACUCGGCCAUCGUUCGGUAACCAUGGCGAGCAGUGAGGGCUGCGGUAGCCGCCAUGUUCAGGAAGCUAGAGUUGGUACAUUCCAUGUGAAAGCUCGUCAGCCCACAGUCCCAGUGUCAUAAAUGUGAUGAAUGAGGUGAUGGAAAUUCACUGUCGAAUUACAGAUAGAUACGGAUUAUUCAGAUGACCUUCUCGACAAUAUAUUUACUUUUUUUAAAAAAAAAAAAUAAAAUCUGUCCAGGGGUAGACUGUAGACGGAAAAAGUUACUGAUGCGAUGGCUGCUCCGAAGAAGGGGGAUCUGACUGCUACAGAAAAGGACUUAUUCCAAGUUAUUGCUGCAGGAAAUGUACAAGAGGCCUCCAGGCUGCUGGGCUGUAAGGAUGUCAGAGUAAACUGUUUGGAUGAGUAUGGGAUGACUCCCCUCAUGCAUGCUGCAUACAAGGGGAAGGCAGACAUGUGCAAGCUGCUGCUGCAACAUGGGGCAGAUGUCAACUGCAAUGAACAUGAACACGGAUACACUGCCCUCAUGUUUGCUGGACUUUCAGGGAAGACAGACAUCACCUCGAUGAUGCUUGAUGCUGGAGCAGAGACGGAUGUGGUGAAUUCGGUGGGGCGGACUGCCGCUCAGAUGGCAGCCUUCGUAGGUCAGCAUGACUGCGUGACCGUGAUCAAUAACUUCUUCUCACGAUCGAAAUUGGAUUAUUAUACGAAACCCCAGGGCUUGGAGAAGGAGCCCAAACUGCCCCCAAAACUUGCAGGACCGCUGCACAAAGUCAUCAUGACUACCAACCUGAACCCUGUGAAGAUAGUGAUGGUCGUGAAGGAGAACCCUCUGCUGAUGGACAUAGAAGGCUUGGAGAAGUGCUACCGCGUGAUGGACCUGGUCUGUGAGAAGUGCAUUAAGCAGCAGGAUAUGAAUGAGGUGCUGGCCAUGAAGAUGCACUACAUCAGCUGUGUCUUGCAGAAGUGCUGCACCUUCAUCAAAGAGUGUGAAGACAAGCUGGAUGGGCUCAUCAAAUGCUUGUUAAAGGGCCGGGACAGCGAUGGCUUUCCACAGUAUCAGGAGAAGUUCAUUCGCGAGUGUAUCCGCAAGUUUCCCUAUUGUGAUUCAACUCUGCUGCAGCAGAUGGUUAGGAGUAUCGCACCUGUGGAGAUUGGUAAUGACCCCACAGCCUUCUCUGUUCUCACCCAAGCCAUCACCGGCCAGGUGGGCUUCAUGGAUGCGGAAUUCUGUACCACCUGCGGAGAGAAAGGAGCAGAGAAAAGAUGCUCCAUCUGCAAAAUGGUGAUCUAUUGUGACCAGGCCUGCCAGAAACUCCACUGGUUCACACACAAAAAGGUCUGCAAGAAGCUCCAGGAACAGAGGGAAAAACAAGAGGCCAAAGCUGCUAAGAAGAUGGAAAAACAAAAUGAGGCCGAGAACACCGAGGCUGUAGAAGAGGCAACCGGCUCCAUGGAGCGCCUCACCGCGGCCGAGGGUUCCCCGUCCGAGUUCCCCGCACAGCCUGACCCAGCCGUCUGUGAUCCCCCUCUAGCUGCUCAGGACUGACCUAGCCUAGCAACAGCGUAGAGGACAAGGAGCCCUCACGUACUGUGUGACAUCAGAUGCGGGGACAAAAAAAGAAAGAACAGCCCGUGAGUGUGCUGGAUCACCGUGUACAAGAACACAUCAACACAUGAGCAACAGCAGACGUCUGUGCUGUUCCAAACCACAGAGGGCACAGCAAGAGCGGGAUCUGCUCCACACCAAAGCACUGCAGCUCACUCAUAUGCCAGGGUUUAAGUUAACAAGAGCUUUUAUUUUAUUUUAUUUUUUUCUCACUUUGUCACUUUCUAAGACUUUAAAUUGUACUUAGGUUAAAGAUGGACAUGUAUUGUCUGUGCCUAGUUUCUUUCUGAUGUCUUUUUCAUACAUUGAUUGUAUAACCCCAUCAAAGUGUUUCACUGCAGUUCCUGUAAAGGUUUGUUUUCAUGAGUACUACAGUGUCACGUUGAACGUAGCUCAUUUGUAUUUACAUGGUUUCCCAUUCUGUUUUCGCUCUAUAGCAUACCUGACUCACUUAAGUUUUACCGAACUUGGGAGUUUGUUUCAAAUGUAGUUUUUCUCACAUUUGGUAAAUGUCAUAUACAACUAAGUUUUAAUUUUUCUAUUUAUGACAGGCAUAACACCAAAUAUUAGAAUGUUUGUGAAAAUAAAAAAGAUGUGCAUUGUAAACAUGUUGCAACAAAGUUUUAUAGUAGGUAUUAAUUAUGCACAUGCCAGUGCUAAGUUUUGUAGUUAUGACAAUGGCUAUAUAUGGAAAUUGUUGAUUUGCUUACAUAAAAUGAUCAUUAUCUGGUCAUUCUGUUGGAGUUCUUGUUUCCCACAGAGUUGUUUUACAUUAAAUCCCUGAUAUAAUUUUUUUUGUCUGAAUGGGGUACUUUUCAUCUAUUCUAUAUAUAGAAUCUUUCAGUUGUUGACAUCACAGUGCUUUGUAAGACCACGUUAAUAUUAAUCAAGAUGCAGUUGGAUUUGUCUUAAAAUAAUGACAGCAAGUUUUAUGUUCAUUGUAUUCUACAGCCCUUUGCUUGUUGUCCCAAAACUCUCAUCAGAUGCCUAAUCCUUAAUAGAGCAGAAUAAAAACGAAAAGUAGAAUUUCCAU